AUGGAGAGCUCUGCCAAGAUGGAGAGCGGCGGCGCGGGCCAGCAGUCCCAGCCGCAACCCCAGCAGCCCUUCCUGCCGCCUGCAGCCUGCUUCUUUGCCACUGCUGCAGCCGCGGCAGCUGCAGCGGCGGCUGCGGCCGCUCAGAGCGCGCAGCAGCAGCAGCAGCAGCAGGCACCGCAGCUGAGUCCGGCGGCCGACGGCCAGCCCUCAGGGGGCGGUCACAAGUCAGCGCCCAAGCAAGUCAAGCGACAGCGCUCGUCCUCGCCCGAACUGAUGCGCUGCAAACGCCGGCUCAACUUCAGCGGCUUCGGCUACAGCCUGCCGCAGCAGCAGCCGGCCGCUGUGGCGCGCCGCAACGAGCGCGAGCGCAACCGCGUCAAGUUAGUCAAUCUGGGUUUUGCCACCCUUCGGGAGCACGUCCCCAACGGCGCGGCCAACAAGAAGAUGAGCAAGGUGGAGACGCUGCGCUCGGCCGUCGAGUACAUCCGCGCGCUGCAGCAGCUGCUCGACGAGCACGACGCGGUGAGCGCAGCCUUCCAGGCUGGCGUCCUGUCGCCCACCAUCUCCCCCAACUACUCCAACGACAUGAACUCCAUGGCCGGCUCACCGGUCUCAUCCUACUCCUCCGACGAGGGCUCCUACGACCCGCUCAGCCCCGAGGAGCAAGAGCUUCUCGACUUCACCAACUGGUUCUGA
Cynocephalus volans (Philippine flying lemur) is the source of this 696-nucleotide messenger RNA. RefSeq names its product achaete-scute family bHLH transcription factor 1 (gene ASCL1). Gene Ontology annotation, molecular function: DNA-binding transcription factor activity, RNA polymerase II-specific; protein dimerization activity; RNA polymerase II transcription regulatory region sequence-specific DNA binding. The coding region runs from base 1 to 696 and encodes 231 amino acids. Gene Ontology annotation, biological process: developmental process; regulation of transcription by RNA polymerase II. The record is from RefSeq and is a predicted model, not a curated record. NCBI's taxonomy places the organism in Eukaryota, Metazoa, Chordata, Mammalia, Dermoptera, Cynocephalidae. The transcript has a single exon.